AUGCUCAGAAAGCUCCACUCCAUCCUUCACUCCGGCCCGCACAGGAAGGCAGAGGUGGCGGAGAGCCCUUACUACCACGGCCCCAGCCCCGCCGUCAGGCUGAUCCGCAGCAGCUCCGUGUACGUGGUCGGGGACCACGGCGAGAAGUUCAGCGAGUCCUUAAAGAAAUACCGGAGCGCCGGCAGCAUGGACCCCAGCCUGUACUACCUGCAACAGGAGGGGGACCGCGCGUGGAUGCUCUCGCGCACCCAGGACUGCCUGCAGUACUUACAGGAGCUGCUGGCCUUGCGCAAGAAGUACCUUAGCAGCCUCAACGACCUGAAGCCCAGCCGCGCCCCGGGCGUCUCCUCCACCUCCUCCAAAUCCUCCAGGGGCGUAAAGAAGUCUGCUGCCAAAGAAAUGAAGAAACCCACCCCCAAGAAGUACUCCCAGUUCAGUGCGGACGUGGCGGAGGCCAUCGCCUUCUUUGACUCCAUCAUCGCAGAGCUGGAUACGGAGAAGCGGCCGCGGGCUGCGGAGGUGGACCUGCAGAAUGAAGAUGUGGACUUCGAUGUGGCCACCAGCUCCCGAGAGCAUAGUCUGCACUCUAACUGGAUCCUCAGGGCGCCCCGACGGCGCUCCGAGGACGUCGCGGGGCACACGACAGCCGGCCAGUUCCGGAGGAGCACGGAGCGCCGGACCAUCGGCACGCAGAGGAGACUCGAGAGGCACCCCAUUUACUUGCCCAAAGCUGUGGAAGGGGCCUUCAGCACUUUGAAAUUUAAGCCCAAAGCCUGCAAAAAAGACCUCGGGAGCUCCAGACAGAUCCUCUUCAACUUCUCGGGAGAAGAUACGGACUGGGACUCGGAGCUCUUUGCGCCGGAGCCCCCGGUGUCCCUGGGGGAGGACUACUAUGAGACGGAGAACCCCCGAGGGCAGUGGCUGCUUCGGGAGCAACUCUGGGAGCGGACAGUGCCCUGA
Bubalus bubalis (water buffalo) is the source of this 960-nucleotide messenger RNA. It is a transcript of the gene C13H13orf42, whose product is annotated as chromosome 13 C13orf42 homolog. The transcript is spliced from 4 exons. The record is from RefSeq and is a predicted model, not a curated record. Lineage: Eukaryota; Metazoa; Chordata; Mammalia; Artiodactyla; Bovidae. The coding region runs from base 1 to 960 and encodes 319 amino acids.